Molecule: messenger RNA, 725 nt
Organism: Malaya genurostris
Lineage: Eukaryota; Metazoa; Arthropoda; Insecta; Diptera; Culicidae
Product: baculoviral IAP repeat-containing protein 5-like
Exons: 3
Coding region: 83-508 (141 amino acids)
Source: RefSeq, a predicted model, not a curated record
UUCAAAAGCGAACACAAGAAAAGCGGUUCGGUAAAAUUUCAUUGUAUUUAGUGAAAUUAAAAUCAAGAUAACUCCUAGUAGAAUGGUGUCGACGCAAAACGUAGAGAAAAUAUGCUUAUUCGAAAAAGAUCGAGAGAGUAGUUUCAAAAAAUGGCCUUAUUCAAGCUCCAGUUCGUGUAACGUUCAAAAGAUGGCCGAAGCGGGCUUUUGCUGGCAUGGAGACGAUAGCGAGAUAGAUACAGCUAUUUGCUUUGUAUGUGGAAAGGUAUUGGAUGGUUGGGAAGAAACAGAUGAGCCUUGGGUGGAACACAAAAAACAUGCUCCACAAUGUUUGUUUGUAAAGUAUGGACGGCCCGAAGCACAACUGACGUGCGAAGAAAUGAUCAAUUUGUUGGAGGCCAUUCUGAAGGGUAGAAUCCACAAUCAAUACAGCUCGUUAAAAAGCUGUCUCCAAGCGCACUUCGAGAAAAAACGAAAAGAAAUGAUGAAGCAACUUUCAAAGCACUGAAUACUAGAUUCGUAUAAAACAACUGUCUUUUUUUAAUGUAAUUUAUUUUACCCCGGCUUUUAGAUACAACGUUCUGAUGUAAUAUCGGUUGCCGAUAGAAUGCCGAUGUCAUCUGAACAAGAAAAAAAAUGCAAUUAUUUAUUAUUAUUUUGGCAAAAUGUUUAAUUUGCAUGAAUAAUUAAAACAGUUUAAUAAAUGUAGCAUCCAUACAGACCGA